Molecule: messenger RNA, 1059 nt
Organism: Mesitornis unicolor (brown roatelo)
Lineage: Eukaryota; Metazoa; Chordata; Aves; Mesitornithiformes; Mesitornithidae
Product: frizzled-1
Exons: 2
Biological process (GO): canonical Wnt signaling pathway; non-canonical Wnt signaling pathway
Cellular component (GO): plasma membrane
Molecular function (GO): Wnt receptor activity; Wnt-protein binding
Source: RefSeq, a predicted model, not a curated record
GUGCCCUCCUACCUGAACUACCGGUUCCUGGGGGAGAAGGACUGCGGGGCGCCCUGCGAGCCCGGCCGCCUCUACGGGCUCAUGUACUUCGGGCCCGAGGAGCUGCGUUUCUCCCGCACCUGGAUCGGCAUCUGGUCGGUGCUCUGCUGCGCCUCCACUCUCUUCACCGUCCUCACCUACCUGGUGGACAUGAAGCGGUUACGGGAGGGCUGCACCAUCCUCUUCAUGAUGCUCUACUUCUUUGGCAUGGCCAGCUCCAUCUGGUGGGUCAUCCUCUCCCUAACCUGGUUCCUGGCUGCCGGCAUGAAGUGGGGCCAUGAGGCCAUCGAGGCCAACUCCCAGUACUUCCACCUGGCCGCCUGGGCCGUGCCAGCCAUCAAGACCAUCACCAUCCUGGCCCUGGGGCAGGUGGAUGGGGAUGUCCUCAGCGGUGUCUGCUUUGUGGGCAUCAACAAUGUGGAUGCCCUGCGGGGCUUUGUGCUGGCCCCCCUGUUUGUCUACCUGUUCAUCGGCACCUCCUUCCUGCUGGCUGGCUUCGUGUCCCUCUUCAGAAUCCGGACCAUCAUGAAGCACGAUGGCACCAAGACAGAAAAACUGGAGAAGCUCAUGGUGAGGAUAGGCAUCUUCAGCGUCCUCUACACAGUGCCGGCCACUAUUGUCAUCGCCUGCUAUUUUUACGAGCAAGCUUUUAGGGAACAGUGGGAGAGGAGCUGGGUCACACAGAGCUGUAAGAGCUACGCCAUCCCCUGCCCCCACAACCACAGCAGCCACCACCCGCCCAUGAGCCCCGACUUCACCGUCUUCAUGAUCAAGUAUCUCAUGACCUUAAUUGUGGGCAUCACCUCAGGCUUCUGGAUCUGGUCUGGGAAAACCCUGAACUCCUGGAGGAAGUUUUAUACUAGGCUCACCAACAGCAAGCAGGGCGAGACCACCGUCUGAGACCCCUGCCUGCUGGACCAGGGGGCAGCAGGGGGCCAGAGGAGCAGGGCUCAGCCCUAGGAAGCAACUCCUUAACUAGUCUGGGCAAACUCUGGGUACUGCAAGUGGCUCCCGUGGGCG